Malaclemys terrapin pileata is the source of this 1111-nucleotide messenger RNA. Its product is annotated as phospholipase A2 inhibitor and Ly6/PLAUR domain-containing protein-like. The coding region runs from base 150 to 962 and encodes 270 amino acids. Gene Ontology annotation, molecular function: phospholipase inhibitor activity. The transcript has 6 exons. The record is from RefSeq and is a predicted model, not a curated record. Lineage: Eukaryota; Metazoa; Chordata; Testudines; Emydidae. Gene Ontology annotation, cellular component: extracellular region.
CUUCUCCAUCCCUGUAGUGACUGGAGACUUAAGAGCAUUGGGUGGAAUUCCUCAUCUGACUUCCCUUCAGCCCCUGCUUGCAUAAAUCCCUGGACGGAGAAUUUGCUGCAUCAGAGACCCCAGCUCCCAUUCACGCUCUUCCUAUCACCAUGAAGGCUCCCCUCUUUCUCUGCAUCCUCUCUGCUCUCAUGGGUCUGGGUGCCUGUCUGCAGUGUGAGGUUUGCUCUGAGUUCGGCAGGAACUGCAAGGGCAGCAUGGAGACCUGCAGCGCUGGAGAAGAUUUCUGUGGCAUCCUUGUGCUUGAAACCCGGAUAGCGGGAUUUGAUACACAGGUGGUAGCCAAGGCCUGCAUGGCAUCCAGUAAGUGCAGAGCCAGCCCUGUUGCUGUGAGGUUUGGGGAGCAAAUGGCAAUAAGGAAGAGCAUCACCUGUUGUGAGGGGGAUGCCUGCAAUACAGCCUCCGUUAAAAUGCCCCCAGCAAACACAACCCCAAAUGGUCGGCGUUGCCCUACCUGCUAUUCUCUGUUUAACUUUCCAUGCAGCGAAGCGACCUUAGCUUGCACUGGAUCUGAGACCCAUUGCAUCGCACUAGCUGGAGGCAUAACAAUGGGGGCAGGUUCACCUCCUGUACAGACCACCAUGAAGGGUUGCGCCACUGAAUCCGCCUGCCACCUUUUAAAAGGAAAUUCAGGGCCCUUCGGAGACAACAUGAAGAUAACUACAGCCACAUGCAGCCCAGCCACUGGCAAAUCUGAACCGACUAAGGGACCAGCCCCGGGUGCAAGUGGCACAGCUAAGGGAUCAGCCCCUAGUGUAACCAGCCCAACUAAGGGACCUGCCCCCAGUGCAAGUGGCACAGCUAAGGGACCAGCCCCUUUUGCGGCUGGCACUGCUCCAGGACCAUCUGGGCUUCUCCUCCUCCCAGUCCUCACAGGGUUAUUCCUGGUGAAGCUCCUCUCCUGAUCCCCACACUGUGCACCGGCGACACUGCACUGAACAACACCUAUUCAGCUUGCAUUUGCCCUUCUCAGCUGCUGCCUUUCCAUUCCAGAGGCUCUCCCUUUCUGGAUGGAUUUGUUUCCCCUUUACUUUGUUGCACUGAAUAAAACAAA